Molecule: messenger RNA, 540 nt
Organism: Cetraspora pellucida
Lineage: Eukaryota; Fungi; Glomeromycota; Glomeromycetes; Diversisporales; Gigasporaceae
Source: the annotation of a GenBank genome assembly
AUGAGUGUUAACUUUGAAUACACUAACUUGUCAUUUACGCCCAUUACAACUGUCCCCCCAGCGAGGAUACCGUUAAGUGAUGGUCAAGAAAUUGUGUUUGAAGAUUGGAUGCUUGAUUUAACUGUCGAAGAUUUUGUAAAGGCCGGUUUGAUCCCGAUAGAUAAAGCAAUAUCUCUCAUGAAGCAAUGGGAGGCCGAAGAUAGAAUGGCUGCUUCUGUAGAUUAUCACCCUCAAAUCAUCGAAAUUUUAUCAAAUCCUCACAUAUCAGCUCGUAAUCAUUGUGUAAAUUGUAAUACCACUAAAUCACCAGCUUGGAGAAGAGAUGAUCUUGGAAAACUCCUCUUUUUAAGACCCAUGGUAGGAACAGACCAACCGAUCAGAUCAAAUGUGGCACUCUUAAAUAUAAACGACCAAAAAAACAACGCAUUUGUAAGAAUUGUGGUGUUAAUGAAUCGUCUUGCUGGAGGAAAAAUGGUACUUUGUGCAACAAAUGCGGUUUACAUGAAACACAAUAUGGACAUUCAAGACCAUCAUCCUUAG